Ostertagia ostertagi is the source of this 591-nucleotide messenger RNA. The record is from the annotation of a GenBank genome assembly. Lineage: Eukaryota; Metazoa; Nematoda; Chromadorea; Rhabditida; Trichostrongylidae.
AUGUUCCAGGCGAUGUCCUUUUUGAGAGCGUUGGCAGCUCGACGAGCACUCGAACAGGCUCGACCCCUCUACUUUGACGGAAAACCGAGUGAAAGCGCCUUUGAAAUGGAAACCGACGCCAUGCUGGAUGACUUGUACUACAUUGGUGUUCAUGUACGUCGCGGAAUGGAUAUCGCGAUGAACACCUCGGAACCUUCGACACGGUCAUCGAGCCGAUCCGCACUGACUAACUGGAUAAAAGAGCGAUGGAAGAAUGGCAGCGAAGGAAGGAGAAUGUCAUGCAUAAAUCCUAGCAGAACCCUCCGCGUGUGCUCGGACAAUCCAACAUGGGCGAAGAAGCACCUUCCAGCAUACGAUAAAGGAAUGAUAUUCGCCUGCCCAGGAGUUCAUCGCGAAGUCGACAUGGCGAUUCUUUUACACUGUGACGCACUUGUCCUUUCUACUGGGACUUUCUCUUGGUGGAGUGGAUUUCUCAACACAAAGUCCGAAAAGACUAUUUACUAUGAUGGCUGGCCACAAGACGGAUCGGAUCUCAUGUUGAUGGUCAACAAAACCGAGCUUUACCCGAGCUCAUGGAUUCCACUUUUAUAA